CCAGUCAACCCGAAAGUCCUGGGCGUGGUUUCGAAGCAGCUUGCGGAGCUGGCUGGCAAGGCGCCGGAUGGGGUCUGUCCGGUUGUCAACUUUGCAGAUGUGCUGGACAUUCAGGCCGACAUACUGGGGCCUGUUGACACGCCCUACCACCGGGGAGUGUUUCGGGUCAAGCUCGUUCUGGAAGACGACUUCCCCUACACCGCCCCGAAGGGCUACUUCAUGACCAAGAUCUUCCACCCGAACGUCAGCGAGAAAGGCGAGAUCUGUGUCAACUCCCUCAAGAAAGACUGGAACCCUGCCGCCUGGUCCCUCUACAACAUCUUUGAAGUAGUGAAGUGUCUACUGAUAGUUCCGUUCCCCGAGUCCGCGCUCAACGAAGAAGCCGGCAAACUGUUCAUGGAAGAUUACGAAUCCUACUUUAAACACGCGCAGAUCCUGACCUCCGUCCACGCCAUGGAAAAAGACCGCAAAGCCCUGCUUUCGGGCAACGACAACAAAAUGGACAUCGAGCAGCCCGACCCCAGCAAAGAGUUCAAGCCGGCCCCCAAGAAGGAAAACGACAAGAAGAAAUGGCUGAAAAGACUUUGA
This is a messenger RNA of Hippocampus zosterae (dwarf seahorse), 588 nucleotides long. RefSeq lists its product as uncharacterized. Gene Ontology annotation, cellular component: nucleus. Lineage: Eukaryota; Metazoa; Chordata; Actinopteri; Syngnathiformes; Syngnathidae. The annotation marks the transcript as partial. Gene Ontology annotation, biological process: protein polyubiquitination; ubiquitin-dependent protein catabolic process. The transcript has a single exon. Gene Ontology annotation, molecular function: ubiquitin conjugating enzyme activity. The record is from RefSeq and is a predicted model, not a curated record.